UCCAUUAUUCUGAUUCCUUUAAACUAUUUGCAGCCUUUUCUUUCUUCCUUUUGUGUUGAAGAAGAAGAAGAAAAAGCUUUCAGCUUUAGGUGCCUGUUGAUUGUUACAACUCAGUUGCAGCCAGUUCUUUACUGGGUAUGUCUCCUUUUCCAGUUUUAUCACUUUUAUCAAUUGCCUGUUAGGAAUGUAGGGAGAAUUAAAGUGGGAAAUAGUGGCCAAUGCACCGGGUGUUUGAGAUCUCUGAUAAUUGUUGUAAAAAGCUUUGUUGUUUUAUUGCUCUUCUCAAUGGAAACUAGUGGUGGUGUGUUUUCUGGGAUUGGUCCUGGACUUUUAGGUCUUGAAAUGCCAUUAAACCCACAAAUUCAUCCUCAUCAACAACAAGAACAAUCUAGGAAUCCCCCAACUGCCCAAAACUUGCCUCAAUUUCAUAGUAAUACCCCACAAAUGGUUGUUUUUUCUUCUCAUCGUGAAACCGACCACUCACUGCACCAGCAGCAGCCUGUUAAACAAGGCUACCCUAUUGGUUCCAAGGCCAAGCAACAGUCCCCUCUGAGUGAUGAAGAUGAACAUGGGUUUAACCCUGAUGAUGGCUUUGCUGCUGAUGCCAAGAGAGAGGCUUCUCCAUGGCAAAGGAUGAAAUGGACUGAUAGCGUGGUUAGGUUUCUUAUAAUGGCGGUUUAUUAUAUCGGAGAUGAAGGUGGAUCAGAAGGGAAUAUAUCGGAUCCUACUGGCAAGAAUAAGGUUGGUGGUGGAUUAUUGCAGAAGAAAGGGAAAUGGAAGUCGGUUUCGAGGGCUAUGAUGGAGAAAGGGUUUUAUGUUUCACCACAGCAAUGUGAAGAUAAGUUCAAUGAUUUGAACAAGAGGUAUAAGAGGGUUAAUGAUAUACUUGGUAGAGGGACUGCUUGUAAAGUGGUGGAGAAUCAAAGCUUGCUUGAUUCCAUGGAUUUGUCUCCCAAAUUGAAGGAAGAAGUUCGGAAAUUGCUGAAUUCUAAGCACUUGUUUUUCAGGGAAAUGUGUGCUUAUCAUAACAGUUGUGGCCAUGGUGCUGGGGCUUCUGCUGCUGGUGCUAAUCAGUCACCGGAGGUGGCUACUGAGAUAUCACAGGUUCAGCACCAGCAAUGUCUCCAUUCGUCCGAUAAUUCUCAAAUUGUCGGAAAUUUAGGUGGAAUUGAGACAGAGUCAUCGAAAUUGGCUAAAGUAGACAGUGAAGAAGAGGAUGAAGAUGAGGAUGACGGUGACAAUGAGGACGGUGAUGAAGAUGAUGAUGAUGAUGAUGGGGCAGUCGAUGGUCACUCAAGGGGGAAGCAAGAUGAUGAAGAUAACCGUGGAAAGCCUUCUCGUAAAAGGCCAAGAAAGGGAGCAUAUGCAAUGUCACCAACGCCAAUGAUUCAACAAUUGAGCUGUGAAGUUAUGAACGUGAUGCAAGACGGGUCGAAGAGUGUCUCGGAAAAGAAGCAUUGGAUGAAAAUGAGGCUGCUGCAAUUGGAAGAGCAGCAAGUCAGCUACCAAUACCAAGCAUUCCAGCUGGAGAAGCAAAGGCUCAAGUGGUUGAAAUUUAGUGUCAAGAAAGAAAGGGGAAUGGAGAGAGCAAAGCUUGAGAACGAGCGAAGGCGGCUCAAAAACGAGAGAAUGGUGCUGUUUCUUAGGAAGAAAGAGUUUGAAGUGUUUGAUCUUCAUCAGCCUCAGCCCUUACCUCAACCUCAUAUGCAUUCUUGUAACAACAUCUAACAUAUCUGGAUGAAAAAACUAAACAUGUGAAGGGGGGUCACAUAAGAUAGAGAUUUUAGAGUUUAUAUAAGAUAUAGAGACUGACUAUAUCAUAAAGUGUUCUGUCAAAAAUUUGGUUACGAAAAUCUAUGUUCUCAAACAUAUGAAUUCUAUAUUUGAUUUGUUCUCUUGAA
Molecule: messenger RNA, 1901 nt
Organism: Hibiscus syriacus
Lineage: Eukaryota; Viridiplantae; Streptophyta; Magnoliopsida; Malvales; Malvaceae
Exons: 1
Coding region: 286-1728 (480 amino acids)
Source: RefSeq, a predicted model, not a curated record